Messenger RNA from Myripristis murdjan (pinecone soldierfish), 4797 nucleotides. Its product is annotated as translocating chain-associated membrane protein 1-like 1. The record is from RefSeq and is a predicted model, not a curated record. The coding region runs from base 276 to 1391 and encodes 371 amino acids. The transcript is spliced from 11 exons. Gene Ontology annotation, cellular component: endoplasmic reticulum membrane. Lineage: Eukaryota; Metazoa; Chordata; Actinopteri; Holocentriformes; Holocentridae. Gene Ontology annotation, biological process: protein insertion into ER membrane; SRP-dependent cotranslational protein targeting to membrane, translocation.
GGGCACGUCAUCUGACUUUAGCAGGCAGGCUGGCAGGAAAAAGUGGGUGUUGUUGUGAUGUUUAGUGCGAUGCGUCUUCAUGCCUGUUUCUAAACACAUGAGCAGCGGUUCACUUUGUUUACUGACUGCAGUGGAGCGGACGGCCAAGGAGAGCAACAUCAGCAGCGGAGCCGCGCAGGGCAGCGCUGCGGCGGGGAGCUAACCCAGCUAGACUCGGUGACGCUGACGGCAGCCCGGAGCAGGGAGGAGGGAGAGCCGCGUCGGGUCGGUCAAACAUGGGUUUCCGCAAGAAGAACAAGAGCCCACCGGUGCUGAGCCACGAGUUUGUCAUCCAGAAUCACGCCGAUAUGGUUUCGUGUUUGGCCAUGAUCAUUCUCCUCGGCCUGAUGUUCGAGGUGACAGCAAAGUUUGCCAUCAUGUUCAUCACCGUCCAGUACAACGUAACACAAGUUCUCGAUGAGAAGACCGAGCCAGUGAACCUUUACCAGUACGGCCCCAAAGAUGUGGCCACCGUGUUUUUCUACCUGCUCAUCGCCGUCAUACUCCACGCCUUGAUACAGGAAUACAUUCUCGACAAAAUGAAUCGGAGGUUGCACCUGUCGAAAACCAAACACAGCAAGUUCAACGAGUCGGGGCAGCUUGCCGCCUUCUACUUAUUCUCCUUCAUCUGGGGCUGCAGCAUCCUGACGGCGGAGGAAUUUGCAACAAAUCCUACUUUCUUAUGGGAGGGUUACCCACACACCCACAUGGUUUUUCAGGUCAAGUUCUUCUACAUUUGCCAAAUUGCCUAUUGGCUCCAUGCACUUCCUGAGCUGUACUUUCAAAAAGUACGAAAGGAGGACAUUCCCCGCCAGCUCUAUUACAUUUGCCUUUAUGUUGUCCACAUCACCGGUGCCUAUGUCUUAAACCUCCACCGACUGGGCCUGGUGCUGCUGGUCCCUCACUACCUGGUGGAGCUCCUGUUCCACGCUUCACGCCUCUUCUACUUCAGCGACGAGAAUAAGCAGAAAGGUUUUACUCUUUGGGCGCUACUUUUUGUCAUUGCCCGUCUCCUCACCCUCACACUCUCCGUUCUGACUUUUGGAUUUGGGCUGCCCCGUACGGAAAACCAAGGUUUUUCACUGGCAGAAGGCAACUUCAACGUGCUCACCAUCAGGAUGACUUGCCUGGCAGCUAUCUGCCUGACGCAGGCUUGGAUGAUGUGGAAAUUCAUUAACUUCCAGUUGAAAAAGUGGAGGGAGCACAGCCAGAACCAGGCCUCCAAGAAGAGGACGGUCAGCCCAAAGAGCAAGCCUCACAAGAGGGAGCCUGCGAGGGGAGGUGCUGCCAAUGGCGUUGUGAAGUCGGAGGAUAAAACGUCACCACGGGCAAGAAAAGCCAAAGCUUCAUAGAGAUGGAGGAAGUGGGGAAAACAGAGUGAGGGAGUUCUGUCAGUGUGACAUUCUGUCUUUUCAAAACUUCAAAUUCUAUCUGCCGCUCCCCAAAACAACCAUUUAAGCGCACUAAGAAACCUUACAUAACUUUCCCUUUGGGAUUGAAACUCCUGUUUCAAAACUUCUGUGUUACUGUCUGUUAGAAAUGUUUAUUAUUCAUUUGGGUUCUCUGCACAUAGGACGUUGGCAGGGCCGGGUUGGUUUUGAUGCUUUAACAGGAUAGAUUCAGUUCUUCAAAGUGUCCUUUUGUGUAAAAUAAUGAUCACUCGUCGGGUACUUUCAGCUGAGUUGCUCCUCUGUAAUAUGACAUUGACUCAGUCUACAUCACAGUACCUUAAGAUGCAAGUGUAACAUUGUAACUAUAGCGAUUACAGAAUUUUGACGUCAGGGCAACUUUAAUGUAAAGUGUACAGAUUAACUGUACCGGCCAUGCUGAACUGGCCACUGGCUCGUGUCCAAAAAUAUAGCCUUUCUUGCUCUGCAAGACAGCACUUUGGUAUUCUGCUGUUGUCAGGAAAACUUUGUGAAAAGAUUAAUUAAUAGCUAAUUAAUUGAUAGUAACUUAAUAGCUCUAGAAGAAUACUUGUGCUAUUUAGAUAUUUGGUGUAGCUUCACCAGGUAACUGAAUCCCACUGAGCUUAACCCCUUGAUCAUUAAUUAUCAUUAUUUGACCUGCCUCUGCCUAUGAAAUCCAGUAUUUUACAGGAUUGAGGCACUUUCUAUAUUAGUUCAUGUUUAUCACUAGCCUGGCAAUCAGCUUCACCCUGAUACAGGGAGCCAUCUCACCCAGGUUUCCAAACGGAGGCUGUACUGUACCCUGUGAUGCUGUACUGUAUGCCUACAGUUGAAUCUUUAUAAUGGCAUGACGGGGAAUUUGAGCAAGAAAUUGUCUGAAUGAGGCUGCACUUCAGUCUUGUGUAUGAAAAUGUCAAUGCAUGAUGGUUUAAGCUAAAGGCUUUAUGGCUAGUUUCUACCUGUGCUACUGAAUUUUUGUCUCUUUAUCUCUCUCUCUCUAUCUCUCUCACACACACACACAAGUGUUCAGUGGCCUUUUUUUACAACUGCUGCAAGAGGUUUGAGUUAUUUAUUUUUGUCAUAUACUACAGAUAUCUAUUAUUUUCUAUGUUUUGAAAAGCUAUAACCAGCAAAGACAGGACAGAGGUACAUAGCACCUGCUUUCAGUUGAUCCAAACAAUACAAUCCUCCUUCAAGUGUCCUUAUAACGUCAGCAGUCCACGUCACUCGUUCUGCUUCUUUUGCGUUCUGUUUGCCUUCUCUGUUCUGCCUUUUUAUUCCUGGGUAUCAGGGGACAAGCUACUCGCCACUCACACCACAAGUUACAUCCCAUGCUGAAAUGGGAGAUGCGUUCGUGAGCGAGAGUGUGUGUGUGUGUGUGUAUGGCUGUGCACAAGCGUGUGUAGUCUGUAUUAUUUUGCCUACUGUUCAUGUUUGUGGAAUUAACUCGGCCUUGAUGAUGAUGAUGACGACGAUGACGAUGAUGAUGAUGAUGAUUGCUUGUUGCGUACAACACUGUUGCCUGUGUGCAGAGCAUGAAAUGUGACAAUCUGUUUAUCGACUCCAGCCAUGUCUCUUGUACCUCACAGUCACAUCCUGUCGUUUGUUUCCGUUUGUUUUUGGGUGGGUCUCAGUUCCCAACAUGCAUCCGUGUGUGUGAAACACUGAGUUUGUGAAUCGGAAUAUGUUCUAUAGGUUACUAAAUGCUUAUGUGUUCAGUGUCUCUGCCCCUUACACCCCCUUUAUCCUGUGUGAGAGAGACUCUGUGGUUUCUGUUUGCCAAACGUGGCAUGUUUCGGCCUUCCUGCUGCACCUUUCCAGUGAUCCUGACAUUGCUAUGGAAAACGCAUACCGUGCUGUCGGCUCCGUUUCCUCUCAUAGGCCGAGUCCUGCUCUACUGCUAAAGCACUGUGCAUGCAAAGCCCUAUAUUGGAAAACACUGUACUACCUGUGUUGCAGACAGUUGGGAGUUUGGACUUAACGUCUGUUCUUGUUCAUCUUAGAGCCGGGAGUAGAUGAAGAUGCCGUUCAUUUUUUCGCUCCCGUUAGUGCUCCUUAUUGGGAGUGUGGUUGUCUUUUAAAGCCCCUUGUCUGUGUAUGGCAGUGUCAUAGGAGGGAAGGAGGAGCAGAGGAUUUAUGUACCAGCCUGUUACUAAACUGUUUCAGAUGUAAAAGAGAAAAGAAAUCUAUGACUUAACCCUACACUGUACUAAAAUAUGUGUCAGAUUUUUAACCUAUUUUUAUAGGGGGGGAAACUAUUGGAAUUCAUUGUUGUUCAAUACACGUGUGAAUAUUUGUUUUGCAUCCAUAUUGAUAUGAGUUGUUUUUUUUUUUUUAUAUAAGAAUGAAGCUUGCUGAACUGUUAGUGUGGGUACACAUUAUUGUAUGAGUGUAAAAAAAAAAUGACUUAGCCUCAUGAUUUAUUUAACUUCAUGGCCUUACUAGAGCAAAGUGAACUCAAUUGUAUGACAAUGCUCAGUUAACACUUUGUCGCAGGUGUCACAGUUACAUAUUACAUGAUAGUAAAGUACACCAGUAUAACACUAGUCAUCUACACAUCUGUCAAACCCGACGAUCAGAUGAGCAGAUAUUGUGUAUAGUAUUUCAUUUGUUCCAGGCUCCUGCGGGCUGCGGUUGCCUGCUCGCCCGACUUGUGCUUACAGGUGAAAGCUCCAACGCAGCAACUACAAACUGCAUUUUCUAGCCAAGGAAAGCCGGAUCAAACCCCCCCUGUAAGCUUUCCUCACCCAUCAGGUGUCACACAGCGGUCAGCGGACGAUCAGGCUGUGAAACAUGAGCCACAGUGCGGUUCACGCCCCCCUUCUUGACUCGCUGUGAGAUACAGUAGACUGUAUAAUCCCACAGGAAUGCACUUUUUGUAUGAUAUGCAUAAUGUCAGAGCACUGUAACAUUUCCCACCUUGGGUUGUUUCUGCAUUGAUCCUCUUCCAGUUAUCAAUUGGACUCGUUCAAUUAAAAAAAAAAAGUGUGCAUUUUGUGUAAUUUUAUAACAGAGUAAAAAUAAAAAAAGAUGAAUUAGGUGUAUCAACAACCUCUAGGUGGCAACAAUCAUUUCAUUUGAUCAUGAGAACAGCCACAGGAGUCCUGCACAGCAGGCACACAAAUGUUCUUAUCGCGUCCUGAUAUUUCAUUCUGCGUCGUCUUUGAUUUGUUUUCAUUUUGCUGCUUGUUUAUAGAUGUUGUGCUAUAUUCCUUUUCAAAGAUGUUGUCUCUGAAAUGCUCUGAUGGUAUCUAUUUAUGCAAAUUCUUGUGAGUUCUGUUCCUUUAUUUUUCUUUGUCACUUUUUUAUUUCAUUUUUGAAUAAAGCUUUUGUUCAUUAUACAAACUUA